CGCGUCCGGGCCGCGCGGGGACCCUCUGGGCUGGCUGGGUUUCUGGGUUAGGAUCCAGGGACGGGACGGGUGGCCCGCUGGAUGGAAAGCGUCAGCGUCCGCGCAGUGCACAGGCAAAGGAGGGAUUCUGGAUGGAUGGCUGCUGGAAGCCCAUUGCGAUAGCUGGCUCUUCUUCAAUACAUAAGGACGUAUACUGGCAUUGAGUAAUGAGAAUUUCGAAACCACACCUGAGAAGUCCUUCCAUCCAGUGCUACUUGUGUCUACUUUUAAACAGUCAUUUUUUAACUGAGGCUGGCAUACAUGUCUUCAUUUUAGGCCUGUUUAGCAGUCACUCUCGUGAUGGUUCAGCGUGCUGCUCUCUCCCCCCUUUCAGCUGUGUCAGUGCAGGGCUUCCUAGAACAGAGGCCAACUGGUGUGAUGUAAUACAGGAUCUGAAAACCAUCCAGCAACUUAUCCAAGCUAUACACAUUGAUGCUACUUUAUAUACUGAGAGUGAUGUUCAUCCCAAGUGCAAAGUGACCGCGAUGAGAUGCUUCCUGCUGGAGUUUCAAGUCAUUUCACAUGAGUCUAGAAAUGUGAACAUUAGUGAAACAGUGCACAAUCUCAUCAUCCUGGCCAACAGCAGCCUGUCUUCUAACGGGAAUAUCACGGAAUCGGGGUGCAGAGAAUGCGAGGAACUGGAGGAGAAGAACAUCAACGAAUUUCUGCAGAGUUUCGAACAUAUUGUACAAAUGUUCAUCAACCCUUCCUGACUGCAGCGGACGGGCGUCUAUGUCUCUACCAUUAGCAAACGUCUUUCUGCUGUGGAGAGGCCGGGUACACAGCAUUGGGACACGCUGCCAGACCAGUCUUCCAAGCGAGAAAGCGAUCAGGAUCGCAUAUCACAUGCAUGCUAGGGAUGAAGACAGAUAAAGGUCUGAGAAGCAUGCUGUCUAGGAACUGUUCUCAGACUUAUUUUGCCCAUUUAUUUUUAAUUUAUUAUCGACGUUGUAUGUGUUUGUAAUAUAUUAUAAGAUCGUGAAUAAAAGUAUACCUGUUUUAUCCAUGGAAA
This is a messenger RNA of Dipodomys ordii (Ord's kangaroo rat), 1051 nucleotides long. It is a transcript of the gene Il15, whose product is annotated as interleukin 15. The transcript is spliced from 7 exons. Lineage: Eukaryota; Metazoa; Chordata; Mammalia; Rodentia; Heteromyidae. Gene Ontology annotation, cellular component: extracellular region. The coding region runs from base 207 to 752 and encodes 181 amino acids. The record is from RefSeq and is a predicted model, not a curated record. Gene Ontology annotation, biological process: positive regulation of tyrosine phosphorylation of STAT protein; positive regulation of T cell proliferation; neutrophil activation. Gene Ontology annotation, molecular function: cytokine activity; cytokine receptor binding.